This is a messenger RNA of Drosophila subpulchrella, 1261 nucleotides long. RefSeq lists its product as uncharacterized. Gene Ontology annotation, molecular function: protein binding. The record is from RefSeq and is a predicted model, not a curated record. NCBI's taxonomy places the organism in Eukaryota, Metazoa, Arthropoda, Insecta, Diptera, Drosophilidae. The coding region runs from base 346 to 1191 and encodes 281 amino acids. The transcript has 3 exons.
GUGUUUCCUAUGCGUGUGGGCUGUCAGCAGGUGUAGGUGUUUCCGUGUGUGUGUGCUGAGCCUUCUCGGUGUUAUAUAAAGUAGGUCAGUAGUAGUGCCGUGCCAAUAAAAGUUAAUGCUUCCAGAUUCCGAUAUGUUUUUCUUAUCUGGUCACGUCGUGGACAUUCAAAUUUUUCUAUUAUUGGUAUCGUUGAACCCUGGGAAUUGAAAUUACUAAGCCUUAUAGCAAAAAGUGUAAGAACGCUCAAUUUUUUUGUUGAUGAUUUGGUGUGUUCAUUUAAUGACAGUUAUUCAAGUAAUAAACGCAAAAAUGCUGUUUUCAAAUUCUGCAACCUGAUCCUAAGAAUGGAAAAUCUUGAGUAUGUGAAGAUAAUGCAGAUACAUCCUCACCCGAUCGCUAAACUUUUUUUAAGAGCGCUACAGGACUUACCCAAUUUAAAGCAGUUGCAUAUAUGCACUCCAAGGCGGGAGAAUUUUGGUAAAUUUCAUCGCUUGGAGUACAUCUCAAUAGAUGUGGAAAUUUCUCCGAAAGUUUUGCUGCGAACUUGCCGAUCCCUGACCAGAUUAAGAACUCUUCAUCUCUCUGAACAAGUGAGCAGCUCCAAUCUCAAGGAUAUAUUAGAGCAUUUGCCACUUUUACAAGAACUGAGUUUUUAUGUUGAUCGAUGCAAUAAGUGGGGACUGUUCGCCUGCCAUCGAUAUCAAAGAAAAUCUCUUGAAGGUAUUUUUGAGUACCUGGCUAGAGAAAGAACUUUGAAAAUCCUCAGAGUCAAAGGAGAAAUCGUUGCAGUCCCUGAAGCCGAAUACCUGGCCAAUAUAAAAUCACUAAAAUCCCUGGAUUGCAGUUUCACAGAUCCCGAAUUAGUGUCAUAUAUUUUGUCGCUCACAUCCUUGGAAAGCCUGCGAAUUACGUAUCUUCAUUCCAUAGAUAUAUCUUCGAUUUAUUUGGAUAUGAUUCGGCAAUGCAAGGACCUUCGCUUGUUAAGCAUCUUUGACUAUAACAUUAAUCCUGACUUUGUUUUGAGAGCCUCAAAAGUACUGGAAGAUAUUGAGUCAAAGAAUACGUUACAACUAUUGAUCCACGGCCGUCGGAGCUCAGAAACGAUGAGGGAGUUUAAGUCGAAGGCCUUGGACCGGAAUAAUCUGUUAUUUCGUUCUAUAACAGCCACUGAACUUUUAAAGUUAAUAUGAGCAUUAAAAACCAGGGUGCUAAAAUAAGAGUGCUAUAUAACUAUAAUGAUCUUACUUUUUUGUGUUUGCA